This is a messenger RNA of Trichoplax adhaerens, 279 nucleotides long. RefSeq lists its product as uncharacterized. Gene Ontology annotation, molecular function: RNA polymerase II cis-regulatory region sequence-specific DNA binding; DNA-binding transcription factor activity, RNA polymerase II-specific. The record is from RefSeq and is a predicted model, not a curated record. Gene Ontology annotation, biological process: cell differentiation; regulation of DNA-templated transcription; anatomical structure morphogenesis. The transcript has a single exon. The coding region runs from base 1 to 279 and encodes 92 amino acids. NCBI's taxonomy places the organism in Eukaryota, Metazoa, Placozoa, Uniplacotomia, Trichoplacea, Trichoplacidae.
AUGUCAAAGUCGAACAGUGAUCACGUUAAGCGUCCAAUGAACGCCUUUAUGGUAUGGUCGCGAGUUCAAAGACGCAAAAUUGCUCAAGAAAAUCCUAAAAUGCACAAUUCUGAAAUCAGUAAGCGCUUAGGUGCAGAAUGGAAGAUGCUAUCUGACAUUGAAAAGAGGCCAUUUGUUGAUGAAGCCAAACAUUUAAGGACUCAACACAUGAAAGAUUUUCCAGAUUACAAGUAUCGACCUCGUCGUAAGCCCAAAUCAUUAAUAAAGAAAGAUAGGUAA